AAACCUUUUUAUUUAGCUAUUUAUAUCCUGCUUUUCUCCCCAGACCCAAAGCAGUUUACAACAUUGUUCUCCACUCCUUCUAUGACAUAGUUUAGGCUGAGACAAAGUACCCAGUAAGUUUUCACGGUCAAACGCUUUUUCCCAGCCUGUGGCUUACCUCUGUGUCGCCUGUUUUUCUCAUACACUUUUCCCUCUCACUGAGCUCAGAUAUGAGAAGUGAGUUUGGCAGAAAAGAGCUUGAGGCGAGAGGCUGUAGGAAGGUAACAGUUGGGUGCAGGAAUGGUUCAUCUCCUUCCGCUGUCUACUUCGUCUGCAAUUCUCCCCCCUCGCCCCCACACUCUGAGUGGAAUUGCAAAGUUCCUCUCCCCCACUGAUCUCGCCCUGCUUUGUCUUCGAAAACUUUUUAUUUUAAGACCUGGCAGACCUAGAGCGAGCAGGGGAGGGGCAGACUGAAGGCUCGCACUCAUAAACUAUACUUGAAAAAAGCUUCGAACCUAAUUUUGCUUGUAUUUUCCACCUUCCUCUCCACAGCGAUCCCAAGCACCUCUUUUAAAACUACAGUUCCCAGGAAACAUUGUGUCACCCAACACUUGAAGAACACGUGCUACAUGUCUUGUGUAGAGAGACUCUGAGUUGGGAUUUCCACUUGGGUCUCUUUAGUCUUAGUCCCGCGCUCUAAGCAGGACACCGAACGGGCCUUCUGUACUGCCCUCCCCACCGCCAGGGAGAUGAGCUUUGUCCUCCUCUGCAAAUCAAGGGCCCUCCUCUGUUCCUCCAUCAAGAUCCAGCCAUGGAUCUUCCAUGCAACAAGUAGUUUUUCAUCCAGAAGCUCUGCCAGACCCUUCAGCAGCACCAUGAUCAAUGCCAGCACACCCCUGAAUCCUCCACAAUGUGUGAGCCAACACCCACUGUCAGAGCUGCUGGCCUGGUGUGACCUGCGUGGCUGCUGGCUUGGCUUGCUCCUGGGCCAUUUUUACUCUCCUUGUAAAUAUCCCUCCCUAGCAAAUAAGCCUGCAUACAUUCUUAAGGAUCGUGUAUGAUCCGUAGGCAAACAACACAAUUGCAGAAGGGAUCCCACCCAAAGCUGCACUUCGCCCACGCCCUGGGACAGAUGCUGGAUCAGGACUAGACAGGUUCAGUGCUAAAGAUAAACCACGGUGGGAGGGGGGCUCCUGGUUUGAAGGCGAAGGAAGGGCGUUUCCUGUCAAGGCAUUACGGUAGCGGGCGGGCCCUCUUCGGGUCCACCUGCCAUCACGGCGUAAAGUUUCAGCUUUUAAAAAAAGAAGAAGAAAAGAAACUGGUUUGGAGCGAACUGGCUACAGACGAGUAGGAUGAGGCAUCGUUGCAUAAUUCCUGGGGAAUGUAGAGGGAGCUCUAUCCACACGCGCACGACGCCUGGUCAGCAGCAUUCGCGUCUGUCCAUCCAGGGCACUCUAAGGAGAGCGACAUACAGGAGCGAGUGUGUGCGUGUGCUGUGCAAUCAGUCCCCUUUGCUGAUCUUCCCGGAGGGUCGCCUGCUGCUGCCCCGCCAAAGCCCCGGGCGACGGUCCAGCCAGCGACUCCGCGCGCUCGUUCGCCCGCUUCCUGCAACAACACCCCGCCCGCCCGGCCGCCACCCCAAGGGCUGGAGUUUGCCAUCCAAAUAAUGCAGCUGCCGGAAAGAGGCAGCCACUCCGGUCGUCUCCUGCGGCGGGUCACCUGGCCGAGCGGCUGCCCUGCCCUCCCUUCCACCCCCGCCUCUGCGCGGCGCUGCUCGGGCCGAGUACUUAAACGGGUCUGACAUGGAGCAGUCCGCGAGCGGCGGCCGGCGCGGCUGAAAGGGCUCGGGGCGCCUCCGCCUCCUCCUCCUCGCGGCUCCCCUCAUCCGAAAAGCAGCCUUCCCGCCCCAAAGCCAUGGACGAGAGCUGCCUGCCAGACCUGCGCGACAUCGAGCUCAAGCUGGGGCGCAAAGUCCCCGAGAGCCUCGUCCGCUCCUUGCGGGGGGAGGAGCCGGCAGCCGGCGACAAGGACCGCGAGCCAGCUGCCCGAGGACCCGCGCCCGCCGCCUUCUGCGCCUCCUUGGCCUCCAGAGCCGCCGCCAUCCUCCGCGGCAGCAGCUCCAGCUCCCUAGAACGACUGGAGACCAAACUUCACCUCCUCCGGCAAAAAAUGAUUGACCUCCGAGCCACCGAUGUCAAACUCAUGCGCCAACUGUUGGUCAUCAACGAAAGCAUCGAAUCCAUCAAGUGGAUGAUGGAAGAGAAAGGCGCCACUGCCAGCAGAGGCAGCAGCUUGAGUGGCAGCCUUUGCAGCCUGCUGGAGAGUCAAGAGACCUCUUUGAGGGGCAGCUACAACAGUUUGCAAGACGGAAGUGACGGGCUGGAUGGAAUCUCUGUGGGGAGUUAUCUGGACACUCUGGCAGAUGAUAUUCCUGGGCGUCACACGCCUUCAGACAUGGACCAGUUCAGUGACUCUUCUUUUAUAGACGACUCACAGUCCCUACAUAAACACCCCAAGAUUGAGUCUGACGAGUACUACUGCUUUGGUUAAUGGAAGAAGAAGCUUGGUGAGGGACAAAUGUGCACUUGUAUUUAUGACUCUUCCAUGCUGCUAUUUGUGUUAAGCAUUCUAAAAGCACCUUUAUAAAGGACAACUUGUUAAAAAUCUGCUUUAGUUUCUCUUUCUAUGUUGCUCCUAGAUUCUUUUUCCCCCUCCUGAAUGUUUUUUUUUCACCCUCUUAAUUUAUUGCUGUGAUUCCUUCUCUUUUUUAAUAUCACUUUUUACCAAUUUUUACAAAAAUGAAGGCGAGGGAAAUUAACUUGAUCUUGAGCACAAACUGUGGGAAUGUAAUUUUAUUGAUUUGUACAUCUGACAAUAAAAUAUUUCCUCUUA
Molecule: messenger RNA, 2871 nt
Organism: Eublepharis macularius
Lineage: Eukaryota; Metazoa; Chordata; Lepidosauria; Squamata; Eublepharidae
Gene: LURAP1L
Product: leucine rich adaptor protein 1 like
Exons: 2
Coding region: 1894-2529 (211 amino acids)
Biological process (GO): positive regulation of canonical NF-kappaB signal transduction
Source: RefSeq, a predicted model, not a curated record